Messenger RNA from Pan troglodytes (chimpanzee), 1929 nucleotides. It is a transcript of the gene NME6, whose product is annotated as NME/NM23 nucleoside diphosphate kinase 6. The coding region runs from base 717 to 1277 and encodes 186 amino acids. Gene Ontology annotation, biological process: GTP biosynthetic process; CTP biosynthetic process; negative regulation of cell growth. NCBI's taxonomy places the organism in Eukaryota, Metazoa, Chordata, Mammalia, Primates, Hominidae. Gene Ontology annotation, cellular component: mitochondrion. The transcript is spliced from 6 exons. The record is from RefSeq and is a predicted model, not a curated record. Gene Ontology annotation, molecular function: nucleoside diphosphate kinase activity.
AGACUCCAGAGUAACCCAAACCACACCCUGCUGCCCAGAUUCCUAAUGACACGUGAAAGGCCGUUAUGACUUGCUUUCCUCAUGCCCUAUGCACACCUGGGCUCCAGCCAAGGAUCCUCCUUCAUCAACCCCCAUAUUAGCUACGAUCCUUCAUGCUAAUGUAUCGCUCAGAGCUCAAAAGACUUUGAAGGGCCUGUGCCUUCGCUAUCGAGCGCUUAAGUUCUUUGCCCUCCGCGUACUUUUGACAAAUACUGGGCAUCAACCAUGUUCCAGGAACUACCCUAGGCAAAGAAAAUAACUGGGCAAGGUUUCCAUCGGUGUCUCUGCUGGCGGGCAUCGCCCCCGCCGGGCCGCCACCCUGAACGAGCCCGUCCGGUCCUCUGGGUUCCGCCACCCUGCGUAGCGCUGCGCCAGCACCCGGCCCAGCACUCCCUCCCGCCGAGGGCGCCCAGGCCGGCUUCCGAGGGGCGGUUCCCACAAGCGAGUUCCGGCGCCCAGAACGGCUUCAUCCUCUCGUCCCGUCCGCGGCAAAUGCAUGCGCCUGGAAAACCCGCCACCCUCCAGGGCAACUCACACCUCGCCCCACGCCGCGGCGCAACCGGACUAGGACCCCGAGCAGGGCUGCCCAGGGAGCGCCUGAAGGACCCCGCGAGGGCCGCAGGCUAUCCAGCGUGGCGCCUGGUGGCCGGGCCCUGUGCCGGAGGACAAGGAGUGAGAUGGCCUCAAUCUUGCGAAGCCCUCAGGCUCUCCAGCUCACUCUAGCCCUGAUCAAGCCUGACGCAUUCGCCCAUCCACUGAUUCUGGAGGCUGUUCACCAGCAGAUUCUAAGCAACAAGUUCCUGAUUGUACGAAUGAGAGAACUACUGUGGAGAAAGGAAGAUUGCCAGAGGUUUUACCGAGAGCAUGAAGGGCGUUUUUUCUAUCAGAGGCUGGUGGAGUUCAUGGCCAGCGGGCCAAUCCGAGCCUACAUCCUUGCCCACAAGGAUGCCAUCCAGCUCUGGAGGACGCUCAUGGGACCCACCAGAGUGUUCCGAGCACGCCAUGUGGCCCCAGAUUCUAUCCGUGGGAGUUUCGGCCUCACUGACACCCGCAACACCACCCAUGGUUCGGACUCUGUGGUUUCAGCCAGCAGAGAGAUUGCAGCCUUCUUCCCUGACUUCAGUGAACAGCGCUGGUAUGAGGAGGAAGAGCCCCAGUUGCGCUGUGGCCCUGUGUGCUAUAGCCCAGAGGGAGGUGUCCACUAUGUAGCUGGAACAGGAGGCCUAGGACCAGCCUGAUGCAGGUCUAUGAAGACCAGUGGUAGUGCCCAGACUUCUCCUAGACAUCUAGUCUAAAACAUUCUCCUAGGACCAGGGAAGCCUGGGCUUACAGUGCCAUUUCUGCUGGGCACCACCACCUGCCUGAGGGCCUAGCUCACCACAGCACAUCCUCCAGAAUCUAGCCUUCUAUCUACCUCUUCUCUGGAAUGUUUAUGGUGGUUCAGAAGAAUGAUGACUCCUCUUUGCUGAGAACUGUUCAUCCUUCUUCAAGAAGAAGCUUGCCAGGCCGGGCACGGUGGCUCACGCCUAUAAUCCCAGCACUUUGGGAGGCCGAGGCGGGUGGAUCACAAGGUCAGGAGUUCGAAACCAGCCUGACCAACAUGGUGAAACCCCAUCUCCACUAAAAAUACAACAAUUAGCCAGGCAUGGUGGUGCAUGCCUGUAAUCCCAGCUACUCAGAGGCUGAGGCAGGAGAAUUGCUUGAACCUGGGAGGCAGAGGGUGCAGUGAGCCGAGAUCGUGCCAUUGCACUCCAGCCUGGGCGACAGAGCGAGAUUCUAUCUCAAAAAAAAAAAAAAAAGAAGCUUGUCUAAUUGACUUGCCUAAAAAAUGCAGUGACUCCAAACAACAUUUGACCUGUCUUCCUCAAUAAAAGUCAGUGUUCUCCUGAA